UCCUGCCCACGCGCACCACGGCAAAGAGGACUCGAUAUCCUGACUUACUCGAAAUCCCCCGACCUCACCACGAACUUCAGACUUCAGUAUCCAACGUCAGGGGCACCUUCCGACCGCAGCAAUGGCCAAGUCCAAGAACUCCUCGCAGCACAACCAGUCGCGCAAGGCGCACCGCAACGGUAUCAAGAAGCCCAAGACCUCGAGAUACCCGUCCCUGAAGGGUACCGACCCCAAGUUCCGUCGUAACCAUCGCCACGCUCUGCACGGCACCAUGAAGGCUCUGGAGCUGAAGGAGGGCAAGCGCGAGACGGCAUAGACGCAGAGUUAGGCUUAUGGUUAUUGGUCUCUUCUACGGCACGGCUGCGAUGCAUUGGGGUAUUAGGAAAUGAAACGGAAUUGGCAAAUAAGAUAAGCCAACACGAAUCAAUCAACAACGGUUCGACCCUCUC
Molecule: messenger RNA, 449 nt
Organism: Colletotrichum destructivum
Lineage: Eukaryota; Fungi; Ascomycota; Sordariomycetes; Glomerellales; Glomerellaceae
Product: Putative large ribosomal subunit protein eL29
Exons: 4
Coding region: 122-316 (64 amino acids)
Biological process (GO): cytoplasmic translation
Cellular component (GO): ribosome; cytosolic large ribosomal subunit
Molecular function (GO): structural constituent of ribosome
Source: RefSeq, a predicted model, not a curated record